Rhodamnia argentea is the source of this 2408-nucleotide messenger RNA. RefSeq lists its product as uncharacterized. NCBI's taxonomy places the organism in Eukaryota, Viridiplantae, Streptophyta, Magnoliopsida, Myrtales, Myrtaceae. The transcript has 13 exons. The coding region runs from base 96 to 2351 and encodes 751 amino acids. The record is from RefSeq and is a predicted model, not a curated record.
UCACAUCUUUAUCUGUAGACUCUAUACUUCCGAUUCAUCUUCCCUCACCAACUCUCCGUCUUUCCUUUCCGUCACCUCCUCCUCCGGCCGGCGGCAUGGCGAGCAAGUUCGCCAGCUCCGUCGACUACGGCCUCAUGCUCUCCAAGCGGAUUUACUACGGCAAAGGGACCGCCGCCGCCCCGGCCCCGCCGGCCAUGUCGAGGUCGCCGGACAGCUACCUCCCCACGGCGCCGAUGGUCUACGCCGUGGUGCCGGACCCGACGGCGGUGGACAACCCCGACGUGCCGAGCUACCAGCCGUACGUGCACGGCCGGUGCGACCCGCCGGCGCUGGUGCCGCUUCAGAUGCACGAGGUCGCGAUGGAGGUGGAUUGCUAUCUGGACACGGCGUUCGUGAGCAUCACCGGGCGGUGGCGCAUGCACUGCAUCAUGUCGAGCAGGACGUGCGAUUGUCAAGUCGCGAUACCGAUGGGAGAGCAGGGUUUGCUUCUAGGUAUCGAGGUAGAUGUUGCUGGAAGAUCAUAUAAAAGUCAGCCGAUCAUUGUGGCAGAUAUGGAAGAUAUGAGUGCCGAAGUGGCAAAAGCUAGAGAUGGGAACUUUUUGAAUUCCCAGACUUUCAUGUUUAAAGUUCCACAGGUUGUUGGAGGGUCAACCAUAUCAGUGAAGGCAAAUUGGUCUCAGAAGUUAACAUAUCAAGGAUCCCAGUUUUGCUUAAGCAUACCUUUUACCUUUCCUUCGUAUGUCAAUCCUGUUGUUAUGAAGAUGCCUAAGAAAGAAAAGGUGCUGUUGAAUGUGAACUCUGGUACUGGCAUAGAACUACCAUGUGAUCAUGCUAGCCACCCGCUGAAGGACUUGUUGCGCGAGGCUGGUAAAUUAAGUUGCUUCUAUGAAGCAGAAGCUGCAGCAUGGUCGAGUCAGGACUUCAAAUUUUCUUACUCCGUUUCAACAACGAACAUAUCAGGGGGUGUGCUCGUGCAAUCUCCGUCUCUUCAUGAUGUUGAUCAACGAGACAUGUUCUGCCUCUAUCUUUACCCUGGAGAAAACCAGAGUGGCAAGGCCUAUUCAAAAGAAGUUGUGUUUGUCAUCGAUGUAAGUGCGAGCAUGAAAAACCUCCUGAUGAAUGUAAAGAAUGUAAUCUUGGAAUCGCUUUCAAGGCUCACUCAGCAGGAUUCUUUCAACAUAUUAGCUUUCAACAAUGAGGCUCAGUUAUUCUCCUCGUUGAUGGAGCCAGCAACACCAGAGGCGAUCUCAAAUGCAACCCAAUGGAUUAGUGCCAACUUUACAGCUAGUGGUGGCACAGACAUCUUGUUUCCUCUAGAACAGGCAAUGAAGUUGUUGGCAGAAACCACUGCUUCAAUACCAUUCAUUUUCCUUGUCACCGAUGGGGCUGUUGAAAAUGAGCGGGAGAUCUGCAAUAAAGUGAAAGAUCGUUACUCAAGUGGGCUACCAAGUUGUCCUCGCAUGUGCACCUUUGGUAUAGGUGCAUACUGCAACAAUUACUUUCUCCGGAUGCUUUCUCAAAUUGGAAGGGGUUAUCAUGAUGCUUCCUAUGAUGCAGAGUCAGUUGAACUGAGAAUGCAAAGGUGGCUUGCUCAUGCGUUGUCAAUCAUGAUGGCUGACAUCGCAGUGGACGCUCUCGAAAAUCUUAAUUCACUUGAGAUAUAUCCCUCUGAAAUUCCUGACCUUUCAUCGGGAAGUCCAUUAAUCAUGUCAGGCAGAUUUUCUGGGAAAUUUCCAGAGCUUGCAAGAGUUACUGGUGUAUUGGCAGAUAGGAGCAUCUGCACGAUAGAUCUGAAAGUGCAACAACUGAAGGAUGUCCCUGUUGACAGAGUACUUGCAAAGAGAGAAAUUGAUGAUCUCACAGCACAGGCUUGGUUUCAUGAGAGUAUACAGCUUGCAGAGAAGGUUGCAAGAAUGAGCAUACAAUCAUGGGUUCCAUCGGAGUAUACAUGCCUGAUCUUACUCGAAACUAUUCGUGAGAAAAUGACAUCUGAUAUUCCACCAGAGGUGCCUGAGAAAGUGAAUUUCAAUAAGAUGCUGGACUUAAAGGGCCAGAGGGUAAUUUUGCUGGGAAGUUUGGGUAAAGGUUUCGGAAACUUGACUGCAACAGCGAAAAACAUUCCUCCAGGAGCCGAAGAAAAGCAGUCCGAUACUGCGAAUGUCUUGGUCAAGGCAGCUUCGAACUGUUGCAGCAAGCUGCUGGAUCGUAUCUGUUGCAUGUGCUUCAUCCGAACUUGCUCCUAUGUGAAUGACCGGUGCGUGGUCGCUCUUACGCAACUCUGUACCGGCCUCGCUUGUUUUGGGUGCAUCGAUUGUUGUUUCGAUCUCUGUGAAUGUUGUUCAUGUCUCUAGUGAUAUUGACCAGUAUGUACAGAGAUUUGUGUUAAUGUGAUAUUGGUGAUUGUGUUA